This is a messenger RNA of Nestor notabilis (Kea), 268 nucleotides long. Its product is annotated as cAMP-dependent protein kinase type I-beta regulatory subunit-like. Lineage: Eukaryota; Metazoa; Chordata; Aves; Psittaciformes; Psittacidae. The annotation marks the transcript as partial. The record is from RefSeq and is a predicted model, not a curated record. The transcript is spliced from 3 exons.
UGACAUAUUUGAUGCCAUGUUCCCCGUCACACACAUCGCAGGAGAAACAGUCAUACAACAGGGUGAUGAAGGAGACAACUUCUAUGUGAUUGACCAAGGCGAGGUGGAUGUUUAUGUCAACGGAGAGUGGGUCACCAGCAUCGGAGAAGGAGGCAGCUUUGGGGAACUGGCAUUGAUCUAUGGAACACCCCGGGCUGCCACCGUCAAGGCCAAGACAGAUCUCAAGCUCUGGGGAAUCGACAGAGACAGCUACAGGCGCAUUUUAAUG